Messenger RNA from Gastrolobium bilobum, 1699 nucleotides. RefSeq names its product prolyl 4-hydroxylase 1-like. Lineage: Eukaryota; Viridiplantae; Streptophyta; Magnoliopsida; Fabales; Fabaceae. Gene Ontology annotation, biological process: peptidyl-proline hydroxylation to 4-hydroxy-L-proline. The transcript has 13 exons. Bases 658 to 1521 code for a protein of 287 amino acids. The record is from RefSeq and is a predicted model, not a curated record. Gene Ontology annotation, cellular component: endoplasmic reticulum. Gene Ontology annotation, molecular function: L-ascorbic acid binding; procollagen-proline 4-dioxygenase activity; iron ion binding.
CUUUCUUCUUCUUUUCGUUUUCCUCUUCACACUGUGUGUGAUUCUUUUCUUUAAGCACAAAGAGAACAUGGCUUCAGUAGCGCCUCUGAAUCAGCCUGGAUAGAUUUUCCCGUAGAGAACGCAUACUCAGGAGUAUCGCGUCGUCUCGCAAAUUGGCCAAAGAAACUCACCAGAACCUCACUGAUUCAAGGAAUGAUUCCAACAAUUUAUGCAAAUCCUAGCCGCCUACGAGUUGGGUACAAAUCAUACUCAGGUUUUUUAUUAUUGUUCUUGACGGCUAUAGCUGAGCAAAACUUUUGUAUAGGGUUUUAUGUUCAGGGGAUAUUUCCUUUACAUUUAUGUAUAGGGGUACGACUAAUUGGUUAUAAUUAAUUGGUUUUGCUUUUGCAUACGAACAAAGUUUUGUUUGUUUCCAUUUUUUAUAUUUUUAAAUAUGAGAAGAAGCGUGUGCAGUGGCAUGAAGCGGGUGAGAAGGUUUCACCUUGUGGCAUGAAACUGGAAAGCAAAAAGCAAGCUAUGGGCGUCAGAGUCAGAGUGAGAGAGCGGUUUGUGGACGCACAAAAUUUAGCAGCGUUUGCGUGUGAGAGUGAGUGAGUGAGUUUUCAAUUUGACAUUUAUACCCUCUUUGAUCUUCAUCUUCAUCUUCUCUCCGUUUCCAUGGCGCCUGCUAUGAGGAUCCUUUUCGGACUUCUCACAUUUGUCACCAUCGGAAUGAUUAUAGGUGCUCUCUCGCAAUUGGCAUUCAUACGAAAAUUGGAAGAAUCAUAUGGCACGGAGUCUUUGCCAUUUAGAAGAUUGCGUGGACUUGAGAGUGAUGGUUACCUUAAGUUGUCCAGAGGUAUUCCUCAUUGGAAUAAUGACAAGGAAGCAGAAAUCUUACGCCUUGGAUAUGUCAAACCUGAAGUGCUUAGCUGGUCUCCACGAAUUAUUUUAUUGCAUAACUUCCUGAGCAUGGAGGAAUGUGAUUAUCUCAGGGCUAUAGCACGCCCUCGCCUGCAAGUUUCAACAGUGGUGGAUACCAAAACUGGAAAGGGAAUCAAGAAUGAUGUCAGGACAAGCUCUGGUAUGUUUUUGAGUCCCGAAGAGAGAAAAUAUCCUAUGGUACAUGCAAUUGAAAAAAGAAUUUCUGUCUAUUCUCAAAUACCAAUUGAACAUGGAGCGCUUAUGCAAGUCCUGAGGUAUGAGAAGAAUCAGUUUUACAAACCACAUCAUGACUAUUUUUCUGAUACUUUCAGCUUGAAGCAUGGUGGACAGCGAAUAGCUACAAUGCUAAUGUAUUUAAGUGACAAUGUUGAGGGAGGGGAAACAUAUUUCCCAAUGGCUGGUUCAGGUGAAUGUAGCUGUGGUGGGAAAUUUGUCAAAGGGCUAUCCGUGAAACCAAUCAAAGGAAAUGCAGUGCUUUUCUGGAGUAUGGGACUGGAUGGACAGUCAGAUCCGAAUAGUAUGCAUGGAGGAUGUGAGGUACUCUCUGGCGAGAAGUGGUCAGCUACCAAGUGGAUGAGGCAGGCAGUUCACACUUGAUUUAGCUUUAACCAUCUUGUCUCCCUGAAAAAAAAAAAAAAGUCACUAAUGGGAUUUCUCCCCUCAUAUUCGUCCUUAUAAAAAAAAUAAUUGAUUAUUUAUUGUUAAUAUAGAUAUUUGAUGGGAGAGGUUAUAUUUACUACCUCUUUUUCUUACUAUCAAAUCUUAACCGUUGAUU